Messenger RNA from Lactuca saligna, 879 nucleotides. NCBI's taxonomy places the organism in Eukaryota, Viridiplantae, Streptophyta, Magnoliopsida, Asterales, Asteraceae. The record is from the annotation of a GenBank genome assembly.
AUGAUUGUGUUUGUUCUUAAGAGGGUGGUGGAGAACAAGGAUGGUAGCAGGUGGAUGGUGGUGGUAAACGGCGAUGAUGAAAGGCGGAUGGUGGUAGUGAACGAAAAUGGUAGUAGGAGAUCGUGGUGCGACCAGCACCGUCGCAACCCUCCUCUCCGAUCAAAACCAUCGAUCGCUGCCUUCCUCUCCGAUACGGCGUCCUCCGAAUUUGCCACCAUCACGGUCGAUUGCAGCAGCGAGCGAACAACAAGGUCACAGCGACAACUUCAACUAGCGACCAAUCUGCCACCGGCGCUGACCUCCUUCAUACCCGAAGCAACCGACACCACCAAUUUCUGCGCAGUGAAUCUGCACUUGAUGGAUCCUAAAUACACUGGAGAGAUGUUAAAACACUUGGAGAAACAGGAUGAACUCCUCAUGGAUGCUUAUAGAUCAAUGUCACAUGAAUUACAUAAACUUCAGGUUGAGGAAGAAAUGUUAAUGCGUGCAUUUUAUGAUCUCAUGGCGUCUAAAGGUCUGGCUACAAAGAGACAAGAUGGUACUAGUGUUUUGGAGGAUAUUGAGCCACCACAGUCAAAUGCAUUGGUCAAUGUGGAUAGUAACGAAAAACACUAAAUAAGUCAAACAUUGUUUGAGGUUUAAAUUUUUGGUAAAUAUUUGUGUUUGAUUAGCAUGUGUGUAACGAGUUUUGUUACAAAUGAGGUUGUUGUCUGUGGGAUGCGAGCCUACUAUUAGUACACCAACACACAGUAAAUGGAAUUUAACAAAUUAUAAUCAUGUUCUUACACUAAAUUUAGUAUAAUUAAUAUGUAUGUUGUCAAAUUACACUAAAUUUGUUGAAUGUUGAUGCAUUGCUUUUUAUACCAAAAUUUGAAGGGU